Messenger RNA from Astyanax mexicanus (Mexican tetra), 4848 nucleotides. RefSeq lists its product as uncharacterized. The record is from RefSeq and is a predicted model, not a curated record. The transcript has 8 exons. NCBI's taxonomy places the organism in Eukaryota, Metazoa, Chordata, Actinopteri, Characiformes, Acestrorhamphidae. Bases 324 to 1112 code for a protein of 262 amino acids.
AAAACACAAUUUACACGUUUCUAUGGCUACAUAAGUGACGCGGCGCGCGUCCUCGUUCAGCGCGACGAUUGGUUGUUAUGCUUACUGAGUUCCUAAAUUGGAGAACAGCGGCAGCACCAGCAGCAGCUUUUCACUGAGGAGAUCCAGCGAUUUUUUGGACAACAGACCCGUUUAUUCUUUAAUAUUUACUGUUUUAUUAACUGUAUUGUGUUUUAAUUAUUAUAUUAUUGUUAUAUUACUUGUAUUUUCUGUUAUUAAUCACACAUAUUUUGUUUUUCAGGUGUCGAAACCGGUGUGGGUAUACUGACACCCCGCGGUCAGACAUGGAGUUUUGGCGGAGUGAAGACCAUCUCCUGGAGGGGGCUUCUGGUGGGUCAGGAGACCAGUUCAUUCUCCUGCCUUUUUGCGGCACUGAGGAGCUGAGGGACGCCUGUCUGCAGUGGCAGGGUGAGGGUCCAGACCCUUGGAAGGAGCUCAGGAGGGUUCAGCACGAGUUCCUCGAGGGGAAGUUGAGGGCCCUCAUCAAGAAGCUUUCCUUGCCCAGGCGGCAUGGUGGGGGAGUCCUGGUGCCGGUAAUGGAGGCAGCCCCCGCCCACAGGCUGGACUCUACUAAGCCUGAUGUCCCAGGUCCAGUUGCACAGGCUUUGUGUGACUCGGACCACGUGGAGGACAAUGGCAGAGAGAAGAUGUUGGAGCCACCUCCUAAAAUACAGUGCCAAGAAGCUCCAGCUCCAGAACUCACCACCACCUCUCAUCCACAGCCAUCCAGCCAGGGAGACACUGCACCAUCACUUACCACUAACACAAAGAGCAGAUACCUCAAACGCCUUGCUACCAACUUAAGAACCUCCAUUGUGUGUCGUUCCAGGUCUUCUCGCCGCGUCCUGGUGCAGGUUCGAGAGGCGGAACCAACUCACAGGCUGGACCUUCAGGACACAAAGCCUGAAUUGGAGCCAGUGCCAGCUGCACAGGACGAGGACGACCUGGAGGUCCUGGAGGUGGAGGAUCACAGGCCGGGCUGUGAUGAGCGAAGCGAGACAGCUCCAAAAAGAAAGAGAGGAUGGCUACAGCACCUGCUCAGCUGCUUCAGGAGGAAAGCAAGAAAGAGCUGAAAAGGUGGUCUGUAGAGUAUCUGGGUGUAGAGCUCUUAAAUACAUACACACAUACAUACACACAUACAUACCUACAUACAUACACACAUACAUUGCAAGGUUAUACUUUUAUAGUGGUAUGGAGGUCGUGGGUAAUAUUCUGUGAUAUCCUAUGUCGUGAGCUUGGAGGGGGGUGAGUCUGGGAUGCCAGAUUUCACUGCUGAGUCUUCCUGAGGUGUUCAGCGUAACGCUUAUGAAGGGAGGUGCUCAGCGGAUGACCCCUGUGAAGAGCUUGAGGCGUAGUGAAGGAUCAGUGUAGGAGAAGUGAAGGGUGGGUGUUUCGUGUUUGGGAUAAAUGCUGCUGAUUGGAUGGUAAAUGGCCACAGCAGCGUAGUUGAUAGGUGUAUGAGUUUAUGGUUCUCAUGUAGUGUAAUAUAAGUGAGUGAGAGUAGAGUAUAGGGGAAGUGAAUGGGCGGGGCUGUAGAUUUAACCACAGUUGCAUUAGUUGCAUAGAUAUAGAGAUAGGAGAAGGAUUCACAUAGAAAAACACAAACACACAUACAUACACAAACACACACACAAACACAUAUACACAAACACACUAAUACACUCACACACACAAUUUCAAACAAACACACAUAUAUACACACAUGCACAUGCGUACACACACAUACAUUUACAAAGACACAUUAAUACACACAGUUUCAAACACAUACAUACACAAACACACACAAUUUCAAAUACACAUACACAACUGUGUGUCUUUAUGUGCAUGUAUGUAUGCAUGUGUGUAUGUGUGUAUGUGUUUUUGUAUAUGUAUGUGUGUAUGCGUGUGUGUAUGUGUGUUUGUGUAUGUAUGUGUGUUUAUUUAUGUGUGUGCAUGUAUGUACAUGUGUUUAAAAUUGUGUGUGUAUGUGUGUGCAUGUGUUGUAUGUGUGUGUUUGUGUAUGUAUGUAUGUGUUUAUGUGUGUUGUUCUAUGUAUGUAUGUUCAUGUGUAUGUAUGAAUGCAUAUAUGUAUGUGCGUGUGUGUGUGUGUCUGUUUGUGUGUAUGUGUGUGCGUGUGUGAGGGCUGCAACUAAUGAUUAUUUUGGUAGUUGACUAAUCUGAUGGUAAUUUUGUCAAUUAGUCGAUUAGUCAGCGAUUAUUUCUGCCAUGUUCUCCAUCUCUAAAAACAACAGAAAAACAGCUAAACAUGAGAUUUAAAAGGCAUUUAAAUUUCCAGAUGUUUAAAUGUGGAAAGUACUGAUAUUUAGAGAGUAAAUCUUUAAUAUGUUGUGUUCAGGCACUUUUGGAGACACAGACUAAGUUGAGUGUAAACUGUAAAUGACACAUUUACCAAUAUCCCAUUGCGCUUCUGUCCCCAGCACUUGGUGUAAUGCAGUACUGUUACAAAUUAACGAUUAGUGGACAAUUAAAUUUGUAGUCGACAAAUUUAAAGAAUCGACAUUUGAUUAUAUCGACUAAUCGUUGCAGCCUUAGCAUGUGUAUGAAUGUGUGUGUGUGUGAAUGUGUGUUCUCCAUGGAUCGCCACCUUGACGUUGGUGGAGAAUCUUGUGUGUUCCAGUGAACCUGAGAGCGAUGCCGUCUGGAACUUAGGUUCCUGGUAGGGUCACCCAUGGCGGUAAACUCGAGGGAGAGGUUCCAGACAAAGUGCGAUCUGAAGAAGACUUCAGUGGUAGGCAGAGGAUGAUGGGUGCGUCACAAGGGCUGGAAAGGUGGAUGAAGGCUUCAACAGGAAUGGGUCUCCAGUCGUCUUGGUCUCCAUGCCACUGGGCCCUGACCCAAAUAUAUUGAUGUGUUUGUGUUUGUAUGUACGUGUGUGUAUGUGCAUGUGUUUGUGUGUGUGUAUGUACAGCGGUAUGAAAAAGUUUGGGGACCCCUGAUUAUUUUCAUGAUUUUUUUUAUAAAUCACUGGUUGUUGGGAUUAGCAAUUUCAGUUAAAUAGAUCAUAUAACGCAUAAGAUGAACACAGUGAUAUUUGAGAAGUGAAAUGAAGUUUAUAGGAUUAACUGAAAGUGUGCAAUAAUUAUUUAAACAAAAUUAGGCAGGUGCAUAUAUUUGGGCCCCCUUGUUGUUUUAUUGAUUUGAAUACCUUUAGCACAGGGGUGUCCAAACUUUUUUUGUUGGGGGCCAGAAGGAGAAAUAUAUUUGAAGUCACGAGCCACACUCUGUAAUAAAACAAAUAAUGAAAUAUAACACUUUAAAUAAUACUUUUAGACUCUUUUGCCCCGUUUUUCUGCGCUAGAAAUGCGCACCCUCUCCGCUUUUAGACUAUUUUGCCCCGUUUUUCUGAGCUAGAAAUGCGCACCCUCUCCGCUUUUAGACUAUUUUGCCCCGUUUUUCUGAGCUAGAAAUGCGCACCCUCUCCGCUUUUAUACUCUUUUGCCCCGUUUUUCUGAGCUAGAAAUGUGCACUCUCUCCGCUUUUAGACUCUUUUGCUCCGUUUUUCUGCGCUAGAAAUGCGCAGAUUAUAAAAACCUGCUUAACAGCGGGCCAGGUUUCAUUCUAUUUCUAAAAUACCUCGCGGGCCGCUCCAAAACAGGAAACGGGCCUCAUAUGGCCCGCGGGCCGUAGUUUGGACACCCCUGCUUUAGCAGUAAUUAUUGGAACACAGAAUUUGUUUGAAAAGCUCAUUGACCCUCCCUGUGCACCUCCCUGAAAUCAACUUUUGCAACUUGGGAUGUCUGUGGUUGGGUCAAAAUAUCUACCUACUUCAUAUCUCCCCUAUAUAUCGGGAACUGUUUGCUAUGCCGAGACAUGUGAAAUUGUUUUGUGUUUAGAAUUGAGAACUUUUUUCAAGUAUGAAAGUUCUGAAACGUAUAAACUACAAAUGAUUUGCUCCAUAGGAACCCAUUCAUUUUGGGUUCACUCGGGAGCGCCCUCUGCUGGUCAAACAAACCCAGAAAAUAUUUCAGAAACCAUCCCUAAAGAGUAAAAAAAUUAAACAUAAUUUAAAAAGUGUUCUAAAUCACAUUAAAUAAGUAAAAGUUAGCUUUUACUUUGCCUCAGUGACUCUAGUACUGCUGUUUUCCCAGUGUUUUUUGCAGUGGAUGGAACUAAGCUGACUACUUUUUCAGUGGUUUAUAAACUUCAUUGGCUGGUUCCUGGUAUAUUCUGAUAGUUAACAGCUCUCAAAUAGAAUUGUGUGAAACACAGAGUAAAAUGCAUGUAAAAUUGAUGAGGAGAUUUUUAUAAAGUUCAUUUUUCAACGAACGAUCCCAGCAGCUGAAGAUUUUAGCAGAAAAAAAAAACACAAAAAACACAAAAAUGUUAGCAAUGACUGGAAAAAUAUGCAAAUAAUUUUUAAAUAACUGCAAAGAAUGAUAAUGUAACCAAGUAUAUAUUUUAUCAUAUAUGUUUUGAAUUAGCUUCUGAAUCUAUCUAUCUAUCAAGCAACAAGAACAGGUUGGUCAUAAAAUACUUAUCAUCACUGGAUUUCUCAGAAGUAAAUACAGCAAAAUAAGAUAUAUUUGUAAGUAAAAUUAAAUCUUCAUACUUGACCCCUCUAUAAAUACAGUGGCCCCUUGAAUUAAUCCAGACACAGCCGUUAUAUUUUAAAGUAAUAAAAAUAAUUUAAUCUCACAGUUAUUACCCUGACUUCUGAGAUUCUCAAGUUUUAUAAAAUCAUACAAGUCAUACAAUACUUAUCAUUGGACUUCUCAUAAGUAAAUACACCAAAAAAUAUAUAUUUGCUAGUAAAUUAAAUCGUAAAUAGCUCAGAUCAGAAAUUGCUGCUAUAGGAAGAGAUUCACAUGU